AAAAUUGGCAAGCUUAGCGACGGAUAUUUCGAAUAAAAAUAGCGUCCAAGAUGCAAGACUGUCGCUACCCUCUUAAAUAUACGAGACUCCACUGGCAGGGUAUUGUUUGACAGGUCGUUGGAAUGUCAGAGCUUUGUUUUUUGAUCAGAGUUUGUAUUUGCAAAUAAUGGCAAAUUUAACAUUAGGAGUUUGGAGUACUUCAGCUGGCCUAAAACGUAUUAAAUUAUCCAAUAUAGACUUAGAAAAUAAGGUACAAGUUUUUAGAAUUCAAGCUUUGCAAGUGUUGACGAACGUGCGAGGAAAUAUAGAAUUAUCGUAUUGCGGUCUAAUUUUAGAAGAUGAAAAUAAAUUGUCAUCCUAUGGAAUUACGGAUGGCGUUACGAUUCACGUUUUGGAAAAAUACGAACCCAAACCGCAACUAAAAACUGAAUCGAAAAUCACUCCUACGGAACUUAUUCACGGCUUUAGGACUCUCGGUUUGUUUCCUAACUAUAGGUAUGCAUUGCAAAGGCUCACAAGACCAGAUGUCGUCGAUACAAUACUGUCUGCAUGUCCAGAACUAUAUGAUGAUCCAGCUGCUAUAGGUUUAAUCCAAGAUCCAGAACUGAUUUAUUUUUUAUCAAAUCCUGAACACGCGUCUGAAAUGAUUGAAAAGCAUCCCGUGCUACUCACAGCUGGAAGUCAUAUUCUUGCACAGGUUCGCGAAGAACAAGCUAGCUUGAAUCCCAAUGCACCCAGUACUAGUACAGGUUAUUCAUACUCUUUAGAUGCACUUUCAGAUGAUGAUGAAGAAAUGGACUCCUCCGAUAACACCUUCUCCCAAAAUCCUCUUACCAGAAACACCUCAUUCAAUGCUAUAACAGCAGCACAAUUGGCAGCAGCAAUUGCCAAUGCUACAGACACGCAAUUUAACACAAACAGCGCCGGAAUACCGACGGCAUCUCACUCCUCUUCCAACAUUAUCACCUCCGAGAUGUUCUCCAAUGCCAUCCAGCAAGCCAUCAACUUCGGGGGUAGUCGAGGAACUCCCACAGGGAACGCGCCACCCAGGGUGGAAGAGGAGAAUUUCGAGAGCUUGAGCCAGCAGUGGCAAGCACAGCUCAAACAGAUGCAUGAAAUGGGACUGAUCGAUGAUACUGUCAAUAUUAGAGCUUUGAGGGCUGUUAACGGCGAUGUGAAUGCUGCUAUUGAACUGGUUUUGGGUUUGAAUGAAAUGAAUUAGAGUUGCGCUUCAUUUAUAUUUUAUUUAUAUUAAAAGAAAUUUGGUUAGAA
Messenger RNA from Psylliodes chrysocephalus, 1272 nucleotides. NCBI's taxonomy places the organism in Eukaryota, Metazoa, Arthropoda, Insecta, Coleoptera, Chrysomelidae. The record is from the annotation of a GenBank genome assembly.